AUGAAGUCUACAGAGCUGGACCAAGGCCUAUUCACAGACACCUACUGCAAAGUGUGCAGUGCCCAGCUCAUCUCCGAGUCUCAGAGGGUGGCCCACUAUGAGAGUCGGAAACAUGCCAACAAAGUGCGCCUGUACUACAUGCUCCACCCUGUGGACGGAGGCUGCCCCGCCAAGAAACUACGAACAGACAAUGGCAGUGACGAUGGAGAUGUGGACAAGAACAAGUGCUGUACUCUGUGUAACAUGUCCUUCACAUCAGCUGUGGUGGCCCAGUCGCACUACCAGGGCAAGAUCCACGCUAAGAGGCUAAAGCUGCUACUGGGAGAGCAGCCCACCAUCACCAACAAAGACUCCUCCCCCAGCCCCGUGAAGAGCUCCCCAGACUCCUCCCCCCUCACCUCGCCCCGGCAGAGACGUGACUCGGAUCGGUACUGCCAGCUGUGCAACGCCUGGUUCAACAACCCGGGCAUGGCCCAGCAGCACUACGACGGCAAGAAGCACAACAAGAAUGCAGCCCGCGCAGACCUGCUCGAGCAGCUGGGCCAGACCCUGGACGUGGGACAGAUGAAGGGUCUGAAGAGGAGUUACUCGUGUGAAGUUUGUGGCGUGACGUUGAACUCUGUGGCUCAGUACCACGCACACCUGCAGGGCUCCAAGCACCAAAACAAGUAA
Boleophthalmus pectinirostris (great blue-spotted mudskipper) is the source of this 672-nucleotide messenger RNA. RefSeq names its product zinc finger, matrin-type 4a (gene zmat4a). Lineage: Eukaryota; Metazoa; Chordata; Actinopteri; Gobiiformes; Gobiidae. The transcript has 5 exons. Gene Ontology annotation, cellular component: nucleus. Gene Ontology annotation, molecular function: zinc ion binding; nucleic acid binding. The coding region runs from base 1 to 672 and encodes 223 amino acids. The record is from RefSeq and is a predicted model, not a curated record.